Centruroides sculpturatus (bark scorpion) is the source of this 1563-nucleotide messenger RNA. RefSeq names its product importin-7-like. Gene Ontology annotation, biological process: protein import into nucleus. Gene Ontology annotation, cellular component: cytosol; nuclear envelope. The transcript is spliced from 11 exons. The annotation marks the transcript as partial. NCBI's taxonomy places the organism in Eukaryota, Metazoa, Arthropoda, Arachnida, Scorpiones, Buthidae. The record is from RefSeq and is a predicted model, not a curated record.
GCACAUACUUUUAAUCAAGUGCUGAAAACGGGAGAUGAAAGUUCUGACGAAAGAGCGAUUACAGCUAUGGGUAUUUUGAAUACUAUUGACACAAUUCUUUCUGUUAUGGAAGAGCAAAAAGAUAUCAUGUCUCAGCUCGAACCAAUCGUCUUAAAUGUUGUUGGUCUUAUUCUCACACAGAAUGUCAUAGAAUUUUAUGAAGAAGCAAUGUCAUUAAUUUACAGCUUAUCAUCUGAUACUAUUUCACAAGAUAUGUGGAAAGUUUUUGAAAUGAUGUAUCAGACAUUCCAGAAUGAUGGCUUUGAUUAUUUUACAGAUAUGAUGCCUUCUCUCCAUAAUUUUGUUGUUGUGGAUACACCUGCAUUUGUUAGUAAUGAAAAUCAUUUAUUGGCAAUAUAUAAUAUGUGUAAAGCAGUAAAAUUUUAUGAAGAAGCAAUGUCAUUAAUUUACAGCUUAUCAUCUGAUACUAUUUCACAAGAUAUGUGGAAAGUUUUUGAAAUGAUGUAUCAGACAUUCCAGAAUGAUGGCUUUGAUUAUUUUACAGAUAUGAUGCCUUCUCUCCAUAAUUUUGUUGUUGUGGAUACACCUGCAUUUGUUAGUAAUGAAAAUCAUUUAUUGGCAAUAUAUAAUAUGUGUAAAGCAAUAUUAAAUGGUGAUGCUGGUGAGGAUGCAGAAUGUCAUGCUGCUAAACUACUAGAAGUAGUAAUUUUACAGUGUAAAGGUCAAAUAGAUCAGUGUAUUCCAUCAUUUGUUGAACUAGUUCUUGAAAGGUUGACUAGAGAAGUAAAAACAUCAGAAUUGAGAACUAUGUGCCUACAGGUUGUAAUUGCAGCACUUUACUAUAAUUCAAAUCUACUAAUUGAUACGUUAGAAAAAAUUCGCAUGCCAAAUUCCACAGAAUCAAUUACUUCUCAUUUCAUUAAGCAAUGGAUUCAUGAUACAGACUGUUUUUUAGGACUUCACGAUCGCAAAAUGUGUGUAUUAGGAUUAUGUACAUUAAUAACUAUGUCUACUACAAGACCACCAAUUGUAAAUGAAUGUGCACAACAAAUAAUACCUUCUAUUCUGCUUUUAUUUGAUGGAUUGAAAUGGGCAUAUGCUUAUGUUUUAGAAAGUGAUGAAGACGAUAUUGAUGAAAAAGAGACAGAAUACUUAGAAAGGAUUUCAGCUAAAGCAAAAAUGAAAUCGCCUUUUCCAAUUACAUCCACAACCAUACAAGAUGAUGAUGAUGAUGAUGAUGACGAUGAUGAGGAAGAAGAUGGAAUAGAAGAAACGGCUCUAGAAAGUUAUACUACUCCAUUAGAUGAAGAGGAAACACCAGUAGAUGAAUAUAUUAUAUUUAAAGACUUAUUACAAAGUCUUCAAGCAGCUGAACCAAACUGGUAUAAUGCACUCACAUCACAUUUAAAUACAGAUCAACAAAAAGCUCUUCAAGAAGUAUUUCUAUUAGCUGACCAAAGAAAAGCAGCAGCAGGUAAUAUUAAUUUAUUUAUAUAUUUAAGAAUAAAUGAGUUCUUCUUUAAUGGGACAGUGAAGUGUAUCCAUUGACAAACACAAAUGACC